Talaromyces rugulosus is the source of this 3714-nucleotide messenger RNA. RefSeq lists its product as uncharacterized. Lineage: Eukaryota; Fungi; Ascomycota; Eurotiomycetes; Eurotiales; Trichocomaceae. Bases 1 to 3714 code for a protein of 1237 amino acids. The transcript has 10 exons. The record is from RefSeq and is a predicted model, not a curated record. Gene Ontology annotation, molecular function: metallopeptidase activity; phosphatidylcholine lysophospholipase A1 activity.
AUGCAUUGUCUGAUUCUGGCUCUCUGGGCGAGUAUAGGCUCGCCCAUCGCCGCUCGCGUUGCCCAUAGCCUUGAAAUGAGACCGGAAAUCUUUGAAGCAAGAAACAACGUUCCAUCAAAUACCCAUUUUCACCGUUCUGCGGAUAGUCCUGUGUCUCUGAGGAUCUUGCCCCUCGGUGCCUCUAUAACAUGGGGUUACCAGUCAUCCGAUGGUAAUGGAUACCGAAAACCACUCCGAGAUCAGCUUAGAUACGCAGGUUAUGAUGUCGAUAUGGUUGGUACCAAGCAUAAUGGGGCCAUGGUGGAUAAUGACGUCGAGGCACAUAUUGGAGGUGUCAUUAGUCGAGUACAGGCUGCCGCGCAGGGUUCAGUUCAGUACAAGCCCAACGUUGUGCUGAUCAAUGCCGGAACUAAUGACUGCCUCCAAAACGUUGACGUUGCUAAUGCUGGAGCUCGCAUGGAGAAUUUAAUUAACAUGUUGCUUGAAAAUAUCGAUGGAACAGCCGUUGUCUUAUCGACACUAAUUCCAUGCAAAGAUGCCAUUGGCGAGGCGAAUCGUCCGGUGGUCAACUCUCAGUAUCGUGACCUUGUUACGUCAAUGCAGGUCGAAGGGAAAAAUGUUAUUCUUGCAGAUAUGGAUCCUCUCUUAGAUCCCGGAUAUCUGGAUACAGACACCGACUACGCUGAUGAUAUCCAUCCAAACGAUACCGGGUACAAGAAGAUGGCUGCUGUUUGGUGGGACAUCCUCAAGCAGGCCAUUGACGACGGUAUGAUUAGCAAUCCUGUAGCAACCCCAGCCUCCACAGGAAACGGAAAUUGCGAUAAGAUGUACGGAGACGGAGUCUACGCUGGAGGCCUGACUCAGACCGGAAGCGGACAGGAUGACGGUAUCUACCAGCACAAUAGUCAGCCCAUGGGCAUCAUCUUGACAGUAGAAAGUGACUAUGACCAAAAUCAGUGGUUCUUUGCUAGGCUUUUUGAUAGGUCGCGUGACGACUUUGUUGGCUGGUACGAGAGGAACGAUGGUUCCCAAUGGUACGGCGUGUGGCGAAACACUGGCGACGCAAGCAACUUGUACGUGAAAAUCGCAGAUAUGAAUGUUGUCCUCCCGUGUAUCCCAGAAGGGGUAAACUUUGUUGACAUUAACGCUGAUGGUUUGGACGAUAUGGUGUGUAUUGGGCCCAUGGGCGAUGCCUAUGUGGCCAUUAAUCAGGGCAACGGGGAUAGCAACAAUCCGCCAACAUUUGUAGACAAGGGUCGAAUUAUCAAGUCAGGAUACUCACAGUCUCAGGUGCGCUUGGGCGAUGUGGACGGCGAUGGCCGAGCAGACUACUGUAUUUUUGAUCCUAACGGCGAUAUGUAUUGCUGGCGAAAUGGCUGGGUUAAUGACACCCCAGCGUACUGGCAGGACCUGGGAAAGAGAUUCACUAGCCGAGAUGUGGGAAAUUUGACCGGAGUGCGUUUAGAAGAUAUCAACGGUGAUGGCCGCGAUGAUUGGGUAUGGGUUGGUGACACAGGUGAGGCCUACAUGGAGAGCAACUCAAGGAGUUGUCAGGAAGGAGAAGCUGGAGAUGGCCUCAAUAUCGUUUGGCGAGAAGGCUACUGGCAAGGCGCAAGCUCAGGGCCGAUGGCCCUUGGUAUGGGCGUGGCACAAGUCCGUGAGCGAAUCCACUUUGCAAGAGUCUAUGGGGAGGCCCAGGCGUUUGGUCUUCUAGGCCGCCAGGACUACGUCUAUCUGAAUCAUAGCAAAGAUGGAGACAAACACAUGUUUGAUCUUCAUGUCUGGAAGAAUACUGGAUCAGGCUCGACAAAACUCAAGGCCGAUGGGGAUAAAUACUGUAACAUGGCUGGCUACUCGAACGGAAUGAUGGAUUACGUCUGGACUCUCUCAACAGGACAGAUGACUCUUUACACCAACCGGGGCAUGAGCUCAGUAGUGGAUGGCGGACCUUCUUUUUGGGACGCCGCAGUUGAUAUCUUUGACCCGGCAGACUUUGGCUUCUCGGCUUUGGACCGCCGUGAUCUCCACCUCACCGACUGGGAUGGUGAUGGCACCUGCGACAUUGUUUGGGUGGACCCAGAUAACCAAAACAGACCACAGCUGUUCAGGAACCUUUACAAAGAAACAGGGGUCUGGAACUGGGAGCAUAAUUCGAACCCGGCUCCCGAAUUGUACUGCCCAGAGUCUCGUGGCGUCGCCAUCCAUGAUCUGCCUGUCCAGUUUGCCGAUAUUUCAGGUAAUGGCAGGGGCGACUACCUGUGCAUCGAGAAAGACGGCCGCACUUGGGGUUUUGUUCAUAACAGUGACGACAGCUGGAGUUACAUUGACCAGUUCAAGUAUUCGGAGCAGAAAGACCGGGCCGACCUCCGGUGGGCCGACGUCAAUGGCGAUGGCAAGGCCGACUUGAUCUGGACAGACAAGUUCAAUGGUAAUGGCUGGGUGUGGUAUAACAAUGGUCGAAAGGACGUCCAAGGGAGCCGGUAUGAAUGGGUGGCACAGGGAGCCCUCUAUGAAGGGAACCAUGCCGGCACCUGUAUGCACUAUCCAGACUUACAGGGCGACAAGCGAGCCGAUAUGCAUUCUUUAAGUGGUACCUUUACCAACCAGGCAGAGACGUGGUUCAACCAAUGCGUGGGUGACCAUAUUGGAGAUGACCCAGGAUGCUGCAGUGACCCGGAGCUACCACCAACUCCACCGUUAUCAAUACCAUCGCUACCAAGUGACCCUCCUUGCCAGACCGUGACCUUGACCUCCUACCCUGCGGCCCCUGACCCGUCGGACCUUGGAACGCCAAUUGAAGGCACAUCGUAUUUUUCUAUCGACGGCUCUUGCAAAGGCCAAAGUAUGCCAGACGACAAGCCAGAAUUUGCCAACAAGUGGGAAUACCUGAAACAAGCUUACAAGGAUGCAAUUAUUCUCGCCGACCAGUCUCAAGACUGGCCGCAGUACGGCACAGAUGCUUCGGAUUUAUACUUCAAAAAAGACGUGCAAAAUACGAUAUGGGCGAAUAAUAUCACCGCCAACAUCAAAAACGCAGCCAAUUGGGAUAACCCCAAAUGGGGAUUUGACAAUUACAUUGUUGGGCUCAUCAUGAACUUGGCGACUGUAACGCCGAUUUGUUUUACGAACAAUACCUACAGUUGGUUCUGGGAAAUAUCAACUAUAACCUGCUGCCCACCAUUUUUUACUAUGGCCACCAUCAAUGACGUUCCGAAUAACCCUCACAAUAGUGAUCCUAACAACCUAGAUCUAUAUUGGAUGCAGACAAGUGGCUCUGCUUUUCUUCACGAAAUGAUGCAUGCAAAUGCAAUCACCAGGGAACGUGACCAUAAAAACAAAGUGAUUGAUGAAACGUUCACAGAAGGCGCGGUACGCAUUUAUGGACCAAAGUGGUGUGCAAAGGCGGCACGCAUUGAAGGCGCGGAUAAAACAACAAGAAAUCCUGACAGUUAUGCCCAGUUUGCCUCUGCCCAUUACUGGCAGAAGAGGUAUGGGGGGAAAGUGCCACAACCUUCAAGUGCCAGUAACGUUGAACCACUGUUUUUGGAUGAAUAUACAUGGGAGAGUGUCGAUUUUUAUGUGAGGAUGGUUGCUCAGUGGACUCGUUCCCAUGCUGUGCCGACAACUCAUGUGCAUGUGAUUGUGAUGAGGAUGGAUGCUCUGCUAUGUCGCCAUCAUGUUGUGCAUCCGGAACAUGUAGAUACUGAGAUUUGA